Messenger RNA from Habropoda laboriosa, 1240 nucleotides. Its product is annotated as epoxide hydrolase 4-like. Lineage: Eukaryota; Metazoa; Arthropoda; Insecta; Hymenoptera; Apidae. The transcript is spliced from 6 exons. The record is from RefSeq and is a predicted model, not a curated record. The coding region runs from base 29 to 1240 and encodes 403 amino acids. Gene Ontology annotation, molecular function: hydrolase activity.
AUUAUUUGCCUGUUUUCUUACAACAAUUAUGAUUACAAACGAUAAAAUCGUCUAUAUAUCUACUUUGGAGAUAAUUCAAUUGCAUCUCCUCUCUUUUGUGUACGGCUGGUAUUUAAUAGUGCAAAGAUUUUUAAAAUGGGUUUGGGAUCCGAAAAAGUUUUUUAUGAUGAAACAGCGCGAUAAACCCCCACCUUGCCUGGUAGACAAUAACUUAGGAACUCAUUCUUAUGUAAAAAUCAGGGGUGUAAAAUUUCAUUAUGUAGAAGCUGGAAAUAAAAAUAAGCCACUUAUACUAUUUUUGCAUGGAUUUCCUGAUUGUUGGUUAUCCUGGAGAGAGCAAAUACCAUGUCUUGCUGAACAUUACAGAAUAGUAGCAAUAGAUUUAAAAGGAUUUGGAGAUAGUGAUAAACCAUCAACUAAACGUUCUUAUACAAUUCAUGUUUUAAUUGAAGAAUUAAAACAAUUUAUUUUAACUUUUGGAGUUAAAAAGUGCAGUAUAAUUGGUCAUGAUCUUGGAGGACUUUUAGGAUGGUAUAUGGUGGCCUUACAUGGGGAUAUGAUUCACAAAUUUGUAGCAAUUUCAUGCCCACAUCCUAAUUUUUAUUGGAACUGGAGACCUGGUGCUUCUGUGUUUGAUUUAAAAUGGAUGCAUUUUAGUAGAUUACCAUUUCUUCCUGAAAUUGAUGCUCUAAAGGAAGAUUUAUCAAUUAUAAAUGAUGCAUUUCAACAUCUUCAACUAAAUGAACCAAAUAAUGAACAGAAUUAUGUGGAAGCAUAUAAGUAUGCAUUCAGUAGGAGAGAAGAUUGGACAGGUGCAAUCAAUUAUUACAGAAAUCUUCCCUUUAUACGUCUUAAUAUAGAUACUUGUGAUCAGAUUUCUACUCGAAUUUUACUUAUAAUUGGAAAUAUGGACCCAUUUGUUACAAUAGAAAAUAUGAUACAAAGUUCUGAAUAUAUUGAAAAAUUUAAUGUAAAAGUGAUCUCAGGAGCUCAACAUUUUCCACAUCAAGAAAUGCCAGAUAAAGUAAAUACGGCAAUUUUAAAGUUUUUCAUGGGUACAAUAAAAAAGAACACCAUGGAAGAAACACUACCUAAGAAUAUGAUGUCUUCAUGGUUUGGGUCUCUAAGCAACACUGUUAAGUAUGGUAAUCAUAUGUUUGAUACUGUUCAUAAAAAAACGAGUAGUGUCGCAAAUCUUUUACCUAGUAGAGUACUUUACUUAGGUCAAACUACAAAUUAA